CAUAAAAUGGCUACAAUGUAACAUCUUUGCCUUUUGAUGUCUCUUGCUGCUGCUCCGGGAGAAUUUGGGAUCUAAAGCCAGAACAAAAGCCCCUCCCCUGCAAGAUCUGCCAGAGAAAUGCAUCACCAGGAGAAGAGCCCCUCGCCAGUGCCCGGCAUUGCCCGUUCCGCCACGGCACUCGCUUACCACGAGCACUACGCCUCGCCCGGCCCCGUCAAGAGCAAAGCCCUGAAGACUGAGAAAGACGCGGCAUUGCCCUCCUUCUCCUUGGGUGCAGGCUACAAUGACCUGGCUGUGUCGGGCAGCCAGAUGCACCCAACAGGAAGUGGAGGCAGCGGGGCUCAAGCUCAGGACCUGCGGCUCCCGAAGCGCAGACCCCUCCCAGGGAAGCACUACCCGUGCUCCAGCUACGGCUGCAAGCUGGCCUUCCACAGCAUGCAGGAGCUGAUGGAUCACAUGAGAGUCCACUACAGACCCACCCAGUCCCUGGAGGGUAAAAUAUUCCACUGCCCCACCCAGGGCUGCACGGACACUUUCCCCAGCAUGCAGGACCUGGUGGCUCACAUGAAGGUGCACUACAAGCCAAACCGCUACUUCAAGUGUGAGAACUGCCUGCUGCGCUUCCGGACCCACCGCUCCCUCUUCAAGCACCUGCACGUCUGCUCCGACAGCGCCAGCAGCCCGGCUCCGGCGCCGAAAGCCGAGAGGCCCACCCCACCUGCUACCUCCGGUCUGGAGAAGGACCCCCCGGCCAAGCCGCUGGAGGGGCUGCCCAAACUCCAGAGCGUCAUCCGGCACAUGGAGAAAGAAGCCAUCCUCCCCAGCAUGGACGCUGUCUCCACCGCCGUGCCAGCCUCACUCCCGACUAGUCUCCACGGCUCCCUGGAGUCCAUGCCCCUGGUCUCUCCGGCUUCCCACCCAUUCCCUCUGCUGGAGCCCUCGCUCUUCGGGCCGUCGUCCUUAACCCGGUUCUCGGGCCAGCCUCACUCCUCGGUGCCGGGGCCUUUCCUGUCCUACAUGCACCCCUCUCCCUACAGCCUACCUCAGGCUUCGGUUCAGCAUCGCCUCAGGCCGUACUUGCCCAGCCAAGGCCUCCCCGUCUCCAACGCUGUGUGGAAGAAAAGUCAAGGUGAGAACACAGGGUCAGCAGGUAAAUCUGUCGUCUUCAGCUGGGAAUCCCCCAGGCUACAGCAAACCUCCUUCCAGGCUCGCCCCAGACCGCUGCUGCGAGAACCCACAGGCGGGCGGGGAGGCACUUCCGGCCGAGGACGCUACCCACCAGCUGCCCUGUCCUCCCCUUGCCACCCUGAGAACCAGAGAGAUCCCACUUGCUCAAGCUCCCAGAUUCCCUCUGUCCCGGGCUCCAGGGGUGGGUUCCAGUGGCCAUUUCUCCGCCCCUCGUCCCAACAUCUCGCCCCCCACAGACAAGCUGCUCCAUGGGGAAACUUGAGAGCAAGGCCCACGUCUCUCUUAGAGGGCUCCCCGGACGUGGGGCGUGAGGCACAAUCCCAUUUGUCCUGCUCUGUUUGCCAAGGCCUGGGGGUGUAUUGGGAUGAAUCUUCCCCUGGCUCCACCAGCCUCCACGGAGAUACCACGCCAGCGGAGAAUUCGCCUCUCGUUCUGUAACCGAGGCCGUGACGCCUCCCUGGCCUGUUCCUCCCUCGCUCCCUCCCACCAGCCUGUGGCCACCGUGCUCGGCUGGUGAGCCCCGCUCCCUUUCCCAUCAUGGCCGUCGUCGGCCUGCGCUGGGGACCCCUUUGGCGCAGGAGCUGGUGGGAGGAGGCGCCCCGGCGACAGGCUAUUGUGACUGUUGCCCAGCUAACGCCCUGGCAAACCUGCGGAUGGUGUGGGCACCGGGACGUGUUCCUGGCUCUCAUUUGCUCCAGUGUGAAAGUCACUCCCUGUGCUUUUUAAA
Molecule: messenger RNA, 1915 nt
Organism: Terrapene triunguis (Three-toed box turtle)
Lineage: Eukaryota; Metazoa; Chordata; Testudines; Emydidae
Gene: ZNF414
Product: zinc finger protein 414
Exons: 6
Coding region: 118-1626 (502 amino acids)
Source: RefSeq, a predicted model, not a curated record